Messenger RNA from Lagopus leucura (white-tailed ptarmigan), 3004 nucleotides. Its product is annotated as zinc finger protein RFP-like. The coding region runs from base 1390 to 2781 and encodes 463 amino acids. Lineage: Eukaryota; Metazoa; Chordata; Aves; Galliformes; Phasianidae. Gene Ontology annotation, molecular function: protein binding. The record is from RefSeq and is a predicted model, not a curated record. The transcript has 11 exons.
GUAUGGUGACCCCCAUUGACGUAUGGAGACUCUAUGAGCAGCCCCUACCCUGGAUCCAAAGCCUCCUGAUUGCAAUUCCAACCUCUAGGGCUGUUAAAUGACCCACAGAGAGGAUGGGGGCCUCUUUGGCCUGAUGGAGAGAGGUGGGCACCAGGGUAAGUCGCUGCCUACAUCACCGCUGGUGUUUUGUCUCAGCAGCUGGUGUAAAUUUCUGCGGAGAAGCUCUGCUGGUGGGCAGCUUGUCUCCUCUCAGUGCAAAAAGCAAAAUAUACAACACAUGCACCCUGCCAUCCGUGUGGCCGUCUCCCUCCAUCAGCUGUUGAAGGAGAAAUCUGUGCUCAGAAGAGAUGAAAUGGGGCUGAGAUUUGGCUUGGGAAGAUGAUCUGAUUCCAACCAGAGUCCAGGAGACUUUGGGGAAUGCGUGAGUCCUACAGGAGAAUGGAUCACCCUUCAUCCAAGAGCAAGCUGGCACGAAGCUCUGGGGUGAAAACCCAUAACGCCACGUGGUUUUAAGGUUUGGGGUGGCUUACACCCUGCAGCUCUGCUUCUAGCAAGGCUAGGGAGCCUAAACUGGGAGCCCUAAACCCAUGGAGGAGUCAAACCUGUGCUUGAGACCAUUGUGGGCCCAGCUGAAAUGGGAGGUAGGCAAUUACAGACAUCACUGAAGCCACCCCAAGAUUUGGGGAACUUUGGUUUUCACCUUUCGCUGCACUUUCGUAGGAUUUCUCGUGUUCUUGGCCACCUGGUUAAAAAAAAAUUGAUAAUAAUAAUUAAAUCUUGGCUUUUGCCCCACUGUGGGAUGGGCAGCUGGUGGUUCCCAGCUCACAAUAAACCACUCGAGACUCUCUGGAGCAUUUGUUUCUUUCUCCAGCUGGUUCCACGCGGGGCUCUCCAGCCCCUCUGCAGCUCACAGACUUUCCUUGGCAGCGUCUGCUCCACCUAUUGCUGAAAAGGGGAAAAUUUGAGAUGGAUCCCAUUUUGUGAACAUCUCCCACCUGCGGGGCUGAUAUUUCCCCCUGUCCCACAUGUGAUCCGUCUGAGCUCACACAGCCCUUAAAAAUCUGCAAGGAUCUUGUUCUGCUGCCUGCCGGAUGAGUCUUGGAAAGGAGCGUUUUGUUGGCUGCCCCCUUGCCUUUCUUCCUACAAAGCAGGCUGCUUCCCAGAGCCUUGGGAAGGCUGCACCAAAGUCAGAUUGCAAAGAGAAGGCGCAAAAAAACGAGAUUGGAGACACCGAUCUGGGAUGUCAAACUGCACGAUGGAGCCUUAAGUAAGACGAACUUCAGGCCAGAUGCCCAGGAGAGGUGUUAAAUUUUGGUUCAAGCCCACACCGGCAGCAGCAGAAGGAAGGCAGGGAAAGGGGGAUUGCAAGAGAUUGGAGACCGCACCACCAUGGCCUCCGCUGCUUCUAGAGCAAAGGAAAAGGGAGAGGGGGGCUCCCACCACCCUGUCCCAGAGCAUCGGAUGGACGAUGGAGGUGGAGGUGGAGCGUGGCCAGAGCGAGGACGGCUUGGAGAUACGGAGGUCAUCGGCCACCGAAACCACCUCAGGAAAGGGAAUUUCCACACAAAGCUCCACUUGGAGCACCUGGCAGAGAAGCUGAAGCUUUUGGGGCUGGACGGAGACAAAGGGGAGAAGGAGAAGCUCUGCUCGUGGCGCAAGAGGACGUUCCUCUCCAAUGGACCUCGGGAUGAUGGAGGUCCCACUGGAGCCCCCAUAAAGGAGUCGGUGCAGGAGGACGGGGAGCAGAUUUGCAGCCAUUUGGAGAACCUCAAGAAACAAAGGAAGGAGCUCUUAGAACUCAAAACGAGCGGAGAGAGGCAAUGCCAAGACUUUCUGACACGGACGGAGGCUGAGAGGCAGAAAAUUGCAUCAGAGUUCCGUCAGCUCCGCCGUUUUCUGAAGGAGAAGGAAGUGAUGCUUCUGGCACGGCUGGGAGAGCUGGACAGGGCUGUGCUGAGGAGGCAGGAGGAGGAGGAGGCCAAGGUGCAGGGGGACAUUUCUCUCCUAAGCAUCCUCAUUUGUGAGAUGGAGGAGAAACUCAAGCGACCCACGCGUGGAUUCCUACAGGAUGCCAGAAGCACGCUGAACAGGUGGGAGAUGGGCAGAACUCAAAGGACGACAGAGAGCUUUGCAGAUGUGGAACGGAGGCUCCGUGUCAUCUCCCAGCAAAAUAAAAUCCUCAAGGAGACGCUGGGGAGAUUCCAAGAUCUUUUACCAUCUGAGCUGGAGAAGGAGGAAGGAGCAUCCGUAGGAGAAGAGGGAGAGGCAUUUGUCACCCUGGAUCCCAGCACUGCCACUGCGGGUCUUGUCCUGUCCCGGGACCGACGUGGGGUGAGAUGGAUGGACACAGGGCACAACGUGUCCCCUUGUCCCCAACGCUUCGAUGUCUCCUGCUGUGUGCUGGGCUGUCGGGGCUUCACCUCAGGGAGGCACUUUUGGGAUGUGGAGGUGAUGGGUGGUGGCACGUGGGCACUCGGGGUGGCACGCAGCUCCGUGCCCAGGAAGGGUUGGCUCGCUUUCCAUCCCGAUUAUGGGAUUUGGGCCGUGGGAUGCUGUAGAAACCGCUUCCGAGCUUUCACAUCUCCCCCAACCGCCCUCCCCCUGGGUGGGAAUCCCAACAGGAUUCGAGUGGUGUUGGAUUAUGGAGGGGGACGGGUGGCUUUCUACCUCGCUGCCCAAAAAAAUCCCGUAUUUGCUUUCCAAAAUGCUUCUUUUUGCGGGGAGAGCAUCUUCCCCUUCUUCUGGGUGGGCAGAGAAUCCCACCUCCACCUCUGCCCCUGAGAGAAGGAAAAGGGAGGUCUGAAAUUUUGGGGUGAGCAUCGCCGUCAGCUCACCUGCAGUACAAUGGGAUCUUCCAGGCUUUGGGCUCUGUGCUCGUCGUGCCAUUAUUUUCAUGGCAUCCUAAAAUGGUGCUGCAUUAUUUUUAUGACACUGUAAGAGGAUGGAGCAGAAGAUUUGUCACAAAUUAGCAAGGAAAAAAAAAUCAGCAAAGGAAAACAUGGAA